Eriocheir sinensis (Chinese mitten crab) is the source of this 678-nucleotide messenger RNA. RefSeq lists its product as uncharacterized. The record is from RefSeq and is a predicted model, not a curated record. NCBI's taxonomy places the organism in Eukaryota, Metazoa, Arthropoda, Malacostraca, Decapoda, Varunidae. Bases 125 to 652 code for a protein of 175 amino acids. Gene Ontology annotation, molecular function: transmembrane transporter activity. The transcript has 4 exons.
AGAGAAAUAUUUUAGACAAAUCAGGGAACUUUUGGCAAUUCUAUCGGGCAGCACGGCGUGUCUGCAGUGGCUUGCUCGGCGGCGUAGGUGGUGGACAUACCACAGUAGCAGUCAGCCGGGCAACAUGCUCGACGCACCAGCCCGACGCCUCGCCUCAGCUCCCGGCCAGCCUGCAGCCCCCGCCCUGGUGAGGCCGCUGAGCUGGGCGCCGCACAGCCCCUCCCUGGACCGAGAGAAGGCCGCCAAGAAGGUGGAUUCGAACGCUGGUCCCCGACUGUGUGACCUCGAGAAGGAUGGAGUCCAGGACGCCGCGCUGAGGCCCACCCUGCUGCAGGUGGCGAGCAUCCUGCUGUCGUCGCUGGCCAUGCUGCAGUUCGGCAUAAGCUACUCCUGGCCCAACUCCCUCGCCGGCGACCUCCGCACCGACAACUCCACGCUCCUCGGCCACCAGAUCUCCGUCACCUCCGUCGGCCACGACCUCGUCGGCAGCCUGUUGUUCGCGGGCGUAGGGCUGGGCGUCCUCCCGUCGAGCUGGCUGGUGGGGAGGUUCGGCCGCCGCAUCUGUAUGAUCGCCCCGACCCUGCCCAUCUUCCUCGGCUGGGCACUCAUCGCCUUCGCCGACAACGACGUCCUCAUCUUUAUCGGCAGGUGAGUCACGCAACGCGCCGCCGGGUUUCG